AUGCAACGUCGUGUUCUGCACAAGGAAGACCUCUGCAUCCAUGGCAUGGGAAUGGAGGCGAUUAUUUGCCAACCGACAACAUCAGCUGUUGUCCCUGUUCAUCUUCUCCGCAAGGUCUUCGGCACAUAUCAGUACCAGCCAGGGCUUGCGAACAGGUCGGGGCAAAUUCGCUUAGACUACGUGGAAGAACGGUUUACUAACAGCCACUGGCCUUCAUCCCGUCUCCAUGCAGCACCCCUCUUCAAGUCAAACGUACAGAUUCAGACAGGGCCAGGCGACCCAAGCAGUUUCCCUGAGCCCAAAAGUCUGCAGGGACAGUUUCUCGCCUCACCUCUGUUUCGAAAUCUCCAAAGCCCGCCUUAUCUAUUUGGUAGUCCAGUCCAGUCCGGACUUUCUCCUCAUGAGGUUGGUCUAUACGCCUUGACGAACGUCUCCGUCUCGAGUCAAGUCAGCAACCAGCAUAGCAGCUAUUGCUCGGGGCUGCUGCCAAAGUGCUUUCUGCACCUACUGCUGUAG
Messenger RNA from Pyricularia oryzae 70-15, 516 nucleotides. RefSeq lists its product as uncharacterized. The coding region runs from base 1 to 516 and encodes 171 amino acids. The record is from RefSeq and is a predicted model, not a curated record. NCBI's taxonomy places the organism in Eukaryota, Fungi, Ascomycota, Sordariomycetes, Magnaporthales, Pyriculariaceae. The transcript has a single exon.